Gasterosteus aculeatus aculeatus (three-spined stickleback) is the source of this 1320-nucleotide messenger RNA. Lineage: Eukaryota; Metazoa; Chordata; Actinopteri; Perciformes; Gasterosteidae. The record is from RefSeq and is a predicted model, not a curated record.
GUGAGGAGGAUUCUGUUCACGAGGACCUUUGACACCGUGAACACAGCUCAGACUGAGACUCAGUCGACCAGUCAGACUGCUUUGAUGUUGGCUUGAGGACACACCCUCUCUGAUAAAAGAUAAGAAGCUCUAACAAGCAUCACUUCUCUGUCUGAUGGAAGCUGAAGUGAAGCACAGACCUGCUGCGGACAGAAGAGAGCUGCACGCUGAGGAAGUACAUCUCUACGAGCUCAGUGAAGCUGUGAACCGUCUUUGCACUUCCCCGAUAUUCACAGAUUCAUCCAACUUGUGUCCACAAAGAGGACGCUGACUUCAUCAGAGGUGCAUAGAUAGAGGAAGAAGAAUUUUAUUUUAUUGUGUAUCAAAACCAAUGAACUGUUAUAACUCCAUCUUUAAAACAUGAUGCUGUUUGUUUUUUAAGUGCAGAGCAGUGAUUGUUCUCUGCGGUUGAUAUUUAUUUGGGUGUCUUCGAAACGGACAGAUGGAGAAAGUCAAGGAGGGCAUCCUCUACAUUUUAGAGGAGCUCAAUGAGGACGAGUUUAAACGAUUCAAGUGGUGCUUAAAGAAUCAUUCAAGCCCGGGAGACCUCCGAGCAAUCCCAGUCUUUCUCCUGGAGAACGCAGACAGGCUGGACAUAGUGGACCUGAUGGGACAGUACUACGCAGACCCAGUUCAGGUGGCCAGAGAGGUUUUGAAAAAGAUUCCAAGGAUUGAUCUCCUCGAACAAUUACCCCAAACUACCCCUAUCGAGGAAGGCUGUGCUUAUCUGGCCUCAGCUCUGCUCUCCAACACCUCCCAUCUGAAGCUGCCAUUUGCUGGACUGGAGGAUCCACACUGUGAACUGCAAACUCUCAGGGUGGAGCCUGCUGCAGUCCGAUGGUUCAGUCCAGGUCUGAGGAAGUGUAAGUGUGCUUUGAGUUUGAUUCAUCAAGAUUCAACCAUCUUCACACUGUGACAUCACUCGUUCACCUCUCUGAUGUCAUCAUCAGCGUGUCAAUAGAUGAACACGUGAUUAAUAACUGGAGCUGUAUUGUGUCUUGUUCUCUCAUCAGAUUCCUGUGAACUCACAAUCGACACAAACACAGUGCACAGAGAACUCAUACUGUCUGACAACAACAGGAAGGUGACAUAUGUGAUGCAGGAGGAUCAGUCAUAUCCUGAUCAUCCAGACAGAUUUGACUACUAUUGUCAGCUGCUGUGCAGAACUGGGCUGACUGGUCGCUGUUACUGGGAGGUUGAAUGGAGAGGAGACGUUUAUGUAUCAGUGAGUUACAGAGGAAUCGGUAGGAAAGGAGGCAGUGAUGAUUGUGAGUUUGGAAA